Coccomyxa subellipsoidea C-169 is the source of this 1462-nucleotide messenger RNA. Its product is annotated as TPR-like protein. Lineage: Eukaryota; Viridiplantae; Chlorophyta; Trebouxiophyceae; Coccomyxaceae. Bases 1 to 1338 code for a protein of 445 amino acids. Gene Ontology annotation, molecular function: protein binding. The record is from RefSeq and is a predicted model, not a curated record. The transcript has 8 exons.
AUGGGAGAGGAAAUUGCGGGAGAGCUGCGGCGGGCAGAGAGGUUUCUUAAGCUUGCGCUGGAUGAGGCAAAGCAAGGCUUUGGCCUGGACGACCCGCAUGUGGCUGCUGCAACUCAAAAUCUGGCAGAGCUGUACAGAGUUUCCCGCCAGUACGACCUGGCCGGGCCUCUUUAUGAACAGGCUUUGAAAAGCUUGCGCGGCACCUUCGGGGAGCUGGAUGUGAGGACUGCAGCAGCCCUGCACAAUGCAGCAGGCUUUUACCUGGAGACUGGCAAUGCUGAGAAGGCUCAGGAGUGCUACGAGAGCGCGCUGCAGGCCAAGAGGGCAGUUAUGGGCCCCGGCCACCCGUCUGUGUGCGACUCCCUGCUGCCCCUCGCGCGGCUGUUGAGGCGAAAAGGACGUUCCUCUGAGGCCCUGGCGAUGCUGCAGCAGCAGCUCCGCUUCCUGGAGGAUGCCGGCCUGGGCACCAGCAAAGGGGCGCUGAUGCUGCUGGGCCAGCAGGCGGCCUUCCACAAGGGGGACGGCCACGCGGACAGGGCGCGGCCGCCGCUGCAGAGGUGCUAUGACAUCGAGCGGGGGGUGGACCCCCAGAGCCUGACCACCGCCGGGGCCGCGGAGGCCCUCGCUGGCGUGCUGCAGGAUCUGGGGGAAUACGACGAGGCGCGGCGGCUGCUGGAGGAGAGCCUCAGCAUCCAGACGAUGAGGAGGAGGAAUGCGAUUCCUGCGGAUCAGAUGCUCAGGCUUGUGAACCUGGAAAUGAAGGUGGCCACGCCCGACAGCUUCCUGCGCGCGCACAACAUGGCGCAGCGCUGCUGUGACUCCGUGGAAAGCCUGAUCCAAAAGUAUGACGCCAUCACGGCCGGCCAGACGGGAUGGGUCGGCAGAUGGUUUGGACCCAAAGCAGCAUCGCAAGAACAGAUUGAGAAGACUUACAAGGCAGUGCCUGGCGCUGUGCACACACUGGCGCUGGCAUACAUGUCCCUAUCCGCGGCCCAGAUGGCACUGCGCCGCCCUGAGGAUGUGGAGGCCUCUCUGCAGAGAGGCGUGGAUGUCACGACAUGUGCACUGCUGCAGAGGGCGCACUUUCAAGCAGACUCUUCAAACAGCUCCCCAUCGGAAAGACAGCAUAAUGCGCAGGUUGAAGACAGAAUUUUGGACGACCGGCAAGCCUUCUUGGAACAGCUCCUGGAGGACGCGGCAAGAGCAGGUGAAGAAUACAAGAAGCAGAGAGCGGAGAGCAUCCGUCAGUGGCAGGAAGACUUGGCGAAGGUCAAGCAACUGAGAGAAACCAUCAAAGAAUUUCUGGCGCUCUCGAGAGAGCUCUCUGCAGCCAAAUAAGUGUUGCCAGCACAGUUAUGUUAUGUUAGUUGUGUUUGUCAGAACAUACUGAAUGAACCAAGCAAAUGGACUGCUGAACGAAAUGAGAACCAUCGGUAUCCCAAAGAUGCAAUUUUUCAGGUGC